Messenger RNA from Penicillium waksmanii, 1365 nucleotides. RefSeq lists its product as uncharacterized. The record is from RefSeq and is a predicted model, not a curated record. Lineage: Eukaryota; Fungi; Ascomycota; Eurotiomycetes; Eurotiales; Aspergillaceae. The transcript has a single exon. The coding region runs from base 1 to 1365 and encodes 454 amino acids.
AUGGAUUCGAACAAGUUUGAACAGCUAGGCUUGAGCUCAUUCUAUCACGCCAUACCAACUCUCGAUAAUGCCAACGACUGGUCGCAGUGGAACCAGAAAGUCAAGGAGUUUCUCCGAAUAUCUCCUGUGUCCAAGGAUGAGUCCAUCCCACCUCUGGAAGAGGAGGAAGCGCAGCAAUGGUCUCACCGCCAGACAUUCUACUCGGCAAUGAUCGCAGCAAAGCUGACCCACAAUGCGGCUCAGCGAAUAAACGCUUUCGAUAUCACCCGAGUCCAUUCACUGAUUAAAGCGGUAAAAGAAAACUUCAAGCCAGAAGGUUCAGGAACAUAUGUGAAUCUUCAGAGGAGGUACAUGUCACUUACCCGGGCAAGAUGUGGGAGUGCACAAGCCCUCGGGGCCGAGAUCAGGAAGAUCCAUGCCGAGAAACUCUUACUCGACCCCGCAUGUGUCACCUCUGAGAUCGAACGAACCUUCUUUUUCCUCCAUGCAUUAGGCCCGGAAUAUGAGAGCUUUCGCGACCAUAUCUUCAGACAAAUGGACAUAGUCAAUGACAGAGACGAGGACGGAAAUAUCACCAAAGCAGCUCCUACAUUUGACUACAUCGAAAAUAAGGCCAUUGAGGAGGAGCAUAGGAAGGAUCAGCUGGGCGACCAGCCCACAGAUACGAAUGCGCUUCCUGCCUUCACACUGAGCCAUAAGCCUCGAGACAGGAAAGUCAUACCGUCUCCAGAUGGGAAAACAUGCCGAGUCGAGAUGAACAACGUUCCUUUCUGUGCCUUCUGCCGAAAACCCUAUCAUAGAGAGUCACACUGCUUCAAAAAGGAUCGUAGCCUGAAGGAUCAAGAAAAGGAGAGAAUGACGCGCAGGCCAAGACCCAAAGAAGCGCACACCGGUGUUCGCAAUUCAUCAAAGCGGCGACCUAGUACGGAUCAUGAAGACGACGAUUCAGAAGGACCGAGAGACCCCAAAAGACCGACGUUUGUGGCGACACAGGCCUCAAAACAAGAUAUCAACGCGGCUUUCAGCGCCGAAAUUGAAGGAAACAUUGCCACAUUUGACUUCUUUCCCAGUAUGAUGGCCACAAAGUCCGCCUCGAUCAACGACGCCUGGAUUGUGGACAGCGGAUGUGCUCAGCACGUUUGCAACAAUGCCACAAGAUUCGUCAAGAUGGACAAAUAUGAUGGUCCACCGUUACGCAGUGUCGAUACCUCGACGGCUCCUUCUGGCAUAGGAAUAGCAAAUGUCCUAUGCAAUGUCCGAGGGAGGAAGAAAUGGCUUGUCCUAAAUGACGUUCUGUUCGUCCCGACUGCACAUGCGAAUCUCAUAUCCGUGUUGCAGCUUCUCAAUCGGGGGGGCAAAGAUUGA